This is a messenger RNA of Acanthisitta chloris (rifleman), 275 nucleotides long. RefSeq names its product ras-related protein Rab-25-like. The annotation marks the transcript as partial. Gene Ontology annotation, biological process: exocytosis. The transcript is spliced from 2 exons. Gene Ontology annotation, molecular function: GTP binding; GTPase activity. Gene Ontology annotation, cellular component: recycling endosome. NCBI's taxonomy places the organism in Eukaryota, Metazoa, Chordata, Aves, Passeriformes, Acanthisittidae. The record is from RefSeq and is a predicted model, not a curated record.
GUAUUACCGAGGGGCUGUGGGUGCCCUGGUGGUGUUUGACAUCACCAAGCACCAGACCUACGACGUGGUGGAUCGCUGGCUGAAGGAGCUGUAUGACCAUGCUGAGGCCAGCAUCAUUGUCAUGCUGGUGGGCAACAAGACUGACCUGGCCCAGGCUCGGGAGGUGCCCAUGGAGGAGGCCAAAAUGUUUGCAGAGAACAAAGGGUUGCUGUUUGUUGAGACCUCAGCACUGGAUUCCACCAAUGUUGAACAGGCAUUUGAGACCAUCCUGAAGG